Balaenoptera ricei (Rice's whale) is the source of this 1554-nucleotide messenger RNA. It is a transcript of the gene GRAMD2B, whose product is annotated as GRAM domain containing 2B. The record is from RefSeq and is a predicted model, not a curated record. Bases 166 to 1464 code for a protein of 432 amino acids. The transcript is spliced from 14 exons. Lineage: Eukaryota; Metazoa; Chordata; Mammalia; Artiodactyla; Balaenopteridae.
CGUGUCCAGGUUGGCGGCCCCCGGCGCGGCCGGCCCGGAUGCGCCGAGCGGCCCAGGGCGCAGGGGAGGGCGCGGCGGGUUCGCUGGGCCUGCGCCCCGGACGGUGGGAGUCAGGGAAACGGGAGGAGGAGACUGUCUGAAGGUGCACUUCCAGACGCGGCCCUGAUGACUGAACUACAGCAAGAUGUGGACGACACAAAGCCUGCCAAAGUGCUCGGGAAGAGAGAGAGCAAAAUUGGCUCAGCCCACUCAGAGGCUGAGAAUGGUGUGGAGGAGAAAAAGAAGGUCUGCAGGGCGCCAGCAGCCCUGUCCCCUGCUCCGUGCAGCGAGGCCGAGUCCGCAGACCAGAAGAGAAUCAUUUCCCUGCGGUCAAAAUCCAGUUUUGAUGGUGCCUCUUUAGCAAGUGAGAAGAACGACUGUAAAACAGAAAGCAAGAAUGACUCUAAGACUGAAAGGAAAAAGUUCUCAUCUUCCAGCCAGGACAAGGCAAACAUGCACUUCCACAAGCUGUUUCUGGAUGUCCCCACUGAGGAACCCCUGAGGCAAAGUUUUACCUGUGCUCUACAGAAAGAAAUCUUAUACCAAGGGAAGCUCUUUGUAUCAGAAAACUGGAUUUGUUUUCAUUCCAAGGUCUUUGGAAAAGACACUAAGAUCUCUAUUCCGGCUUUCUCGGUAACCCUGAUAAAGAAAACCAAAACUGCCCUUCUGGUGCCAAAUGCCCUGAUUAUAGCGACUGUCACAGACAGGUACAUAUUUGUCUCCUUACUCUCCAGAGAUUCAACUUACAAACUACUAAAAUCUGUGUGUGGACACUUAGAAACUACAAGUGUUGGCAACAGUCCCAAUCCAUCUUCUCUUGAAAACAGUUUCCAGGCAGACCGCCCUUCAUCUCUGCCUCUGGAUUUCAACGAUGAAUUCUCAGAUCUGGAUGGAGUGGUACGGCAAAGAAGGCAAGACAUGGAAGGAUACAGCAGUUCUGGAUCCCAGACUCCUGAAUCUGAGAACUCUCGAGAUUUCCAUGUGACAGAAUCCCAGACAGUUCUGAAUGUCUCCAAGGGAGAAGCAAAACCAACUCGGGCAGAUGCCCUUGUGAACAGAGUGCCUGAAGGAAAAGCCAAGAGUCUCCCUGGGCAUGGUCAGUCAGAAACCAUUGGAGUCAUACCCAGAGUAAAGUCUCAGAAAUGUCCGACUCUCCACCAUAUUCUUAUAUUCUAUGCAAUUGUUGUCUGUGCACUAAUCAUCUCGACCUUCUACAUGAGAUACAGAAUUAAUUCUCUGGAGGAGCGGCUGGGGUCACUAACCUCCAUCGUGGACACCCAUCAGACUGAACAGACAGCACCAUCCAGCCCAGGGUCGCACGUACAGUUAAAUGUGGAGGUCCUGUGCCGAGAGCUUACAGCCAACAUAAUGAGACUAGAAAAGAUACAAAACAACUUACAAAAGCUACUUGAGAAUGGUGACUGACCAGCCAGAAGCUUGGACCAAUGCAAUACCUCGCACUUCCCUUGAAGUAGGUGCUCCCCAGGCAUUCUGGUGGAGUGCUCCCUGCUGGCC